Messenger RNA from Cyphellophora attinorum, 915 nucleotides. Its product is annotated as 3-oxoacyl-[acyl-carrier-protein] FabG. NCBI's taxonomy places the organism in Eukaryota, Fungi, Ascomycota, Eurotiomycetes, Chaetothyriales, Cyphellophoraceae. The transcript is spliced from 4 exons. The record is from RefSeq and is a predicted model, not a curated record. Bases 1 to 915 code for a protein of 304 amino acids. Gene Ontology annotation, molecular function: oxidoreductase activity, acting on the CH-OH group of donors, NAD or NADP as acceptor.
AUGGUCGGACGCCUUCAAGACAAAGUCGCCAUUAUAACAGGCUCCUCCUCCGGCCUCGGCCGCGCCAUUGCCUUCGCCUACAUCCGCGAGGGCGCCCGCGUCGUCUGUGCCGAUCUCUCACCCGCUGCGCGCGCUGACUUCAAGCCCAGAGCGGAUGGCAGCGGUGUCCGGGCCGACAUUCUGGCCGAGAGGGAGGUGCCUACGCACGAAGCUUUGAAUCGCUUCGUCGGGGCAGGCAAAGGCGGACAGGUGAACGGCGAUGCCGCUGGGCAGGGUGGGGAGAAAGGAGAGAGGGCGAUGUUCGUGAAGAUUGAUGUCACCAAGGCAGAGGAGUGGGACGUGUUGGUAAAGGAGGUUGUGGGAAGGUGGGGACGGAUUGACAUCCUGAUAAACAACGCCGGCAUAUCCUGGGAAUCCCGCCACAGCCCCAUGAAACUGCACGACCUCCCGGAGGAAGCCUUCGACCAGACCAUCGCCGUCAACCUCAAGUCCGUCUGGCUCGGCUGUCGCGCUGUUGUGGGCCAGAUGCUGAAACAGGAGUGCCACCAGCCGGGGAACCAUCUUGGGUGGAUCAUUAAUGUCAGCUCGAUUUUUGGGCUGGUGGGAAGUCGCAUGGCUCCGAGCUAUGCGGCGUCAAAAGGCGCGGUGGCAAAUUUGACGAGGAGUCUGGCGCUGGAUUAUGCGGCGGACAGGAUUCAUGUGAAUGCUCUGAAUCCAGGCUUCGUCCGAACAGGCAUCUUCGCAGACACGACCAACAAUCUUGGCCCGGAAGCCGCGAUCGACGCAUUGCACCCCUUCGGAGGCGCGGGCGUGCCAGAGGAUCUUGCUGGGCCAGCGGUGUUCUUGGCAAGCGCAGAUGCGCAGUGGGUGACCGGAGUGAAUCUGAGUGUUGACGGGGGUUAUGUUGCUCAGUAG